CACCUUCUCUUGCUUCGCUGUUUCCAGGGAUCCGCUCAGCAGGAGGAAACAAACGACUAUCGUUCUCUUGAGGUCUUGCCUGUCUGGUUGGCUGCUGUGCUGCAGUCCGAUCGUCCCACUAGAAGGAAAAUCAAACUUUCAGGACAGCCAGAGCAACACAACUUCCACCCAUCGAAGAACAUCUUUACAUGCUACCUCACUGAAAGCACCUUUGCCUUCCACCUUGACAUCAUGGCCAACCAGCCCAUCAUAAACCACCAUGAGGAAGCCUACAGCUCCCUGAUGAGAGGCUUGAAAGAACUGGACCUGCGGGGCCCUUGUGUUCCCAGUGACCUGGUGCUGAUUGGAGAACAUGCCUUUCCUUUGGCCAUGAACAGCCGAGGCCAGGUCCUGAUGGCGGCCUCUCUGUAUGGCCGUGGACGGAUUGUGGUCCUGGGUCACGAGGGCUACCUGACGGCCUUUCCAGCUCUGGUGGAGAACGCUCUGACCUGGCUGAGAGGAGAUGGAUCUGAUAACGUCUCUGUAGGGCUGCACCACAACGUCAAGAGUGUUGCUGAUAACCUCAGAAAAUCCAGCUUCCAAGCAGAAGUUGUGGGAGCCUAUAAGGCCGAUCUGGGGGUUGGUGUUUACGUGACGGACGCCUACAGCGUUGGAGCAGACCCGAAGGAACUGGUGGCAUUCAUGAAAGCAGGAGGAGGAGUGCUGAUAGCUGGACAGGCGUGGCACUGGGCGUCAAGUCACCCGAAGGAGAACACACUGCUUCUGUAUGAUGGGAACAAGGUGUCAGGGGUGGCAGGAAUCUACUUCUCUGAGCAUCACGGUGAAGCAGAGUACCUGUUUGUCUCCCCUCACAUCCCAUCCUCCUGGAUGUCUGUGGUAAUAGGUAAGGAUUUUGAGGACGACUUGGAGUUCUUACUGGGGGGCAUUUCAGAGUUUGACCUCCAGGGUGGGCUCCUAGCGUCUGAGGUUCUGAUCCACGGCCCUCUGGCCUUCCCCAUCGGUACCACUGAGGAUGGACGAGCGUUUCUGGCAGGAGCCUACUAUGGCCAGGGACGGGUUGUUGUGAUCACACAUGAAGGACUUUUGAGGCGAGAGACACUAGCUCCAUUUUGGAACAACGCCAUUCUCUGGCUGGAUGAAGGCCGGAAUGGGGUUGUUGGUGUGAUGCCAAACCUCCAUGACGCCUUCAAUCUCUACCACAAGUCAGGCUUUAAUUGUGAAAAGACCCACUUCAAGGAAGACCUGAGUGUGUUUGUGUGCACAGCGUACAGCAAUGACCAUGUGCAGGAAAUCCAAAACUUUGUGGCGGAGGGAGGAGGCCUGCUGAUUGGUGGACAUGCCUGGUACUGGGCACAGACACACCACGGGCAAAACCCAAUGACAGAGUUCUCAGGGAACAAGAUCCUGAACAAAAUGGGCUUGAGUCUGCUGGGGAAGACGAUCGGGGAAGGGUCCUACAAGGCCCCUGUACCCAGCCAGGCCAUUAAAGACAGCUACCACUUCCGCCACCUUUUACAUCGCUUUGCUGGCCAUGUGUCCGAGGGACAGGAACUUACAGCGCAUGAAGAGGAAUGCCUUAAAAAGCUGGGUGGGGACUGUGCCAACUACCUGCACAUGAAGGCUCAUGGCUGCUCCUCCUACACACAGGUGGUGUCCACGCUCACUGACAUCUUAAAGAAGUCUGGCAUGCCACAGGUGAGCGACACCUGCCCUGCGAAGAGUCCCAGAGACCACCUCCUGCUCAAUGUGGGGGCAGAGGUGUAUAAGGUUUGCCCAGAUCCUGACGAAUUGCUGCCCUACCUCAUCAAGAACAACCCACUGAUGCCAGUUGUCUACAACCACAGAGUCAAGAUUGACGUCAACACAGCAGAGCGGGAGGAGUGGGUCAGCACUGGACUCUACCUGUCCCAUGGUAUGAAGACCUACAUGGCCAUACCUGCAGAGAUUGUCAACAAGGGAUGGCAGAUUCAGAUCGGCUGUCAAACAGAUCAGCUGCAUGCCGAAGAGUUGAAGAGAGCUCCAUGUGUUCAUGAGCGAAUUCCCGUUACCUCAGAGAUGAUGCAGGUGUGGAACCUGUGGGGGGGACUCAUCUACCUGGUGGCCCCGCCCAAAACACAAGUGAAGGGGUUGGAGGCGACAGUGCAGAUGGCUGUACCUGCACCGUAUUAUAAAUCUGGUGUGACGACUGCAGCCGAGUGGUCACUGCUGCGUACAGCUCCCUCACCCUGGGCAGAGCUGGAGUUCGACAACAUCAUCCUCACUGUGCCGUCAGAUGUUGUGCGGGACCUGGAUCGCCCUGAUGAGUUGGCGGCUCUCUGGAAUGACAUGAUGAAGGGCAUUGCUGACCUGGCUGUCAUCCCACACAAAUUUCCCCGCAAAGAACGCUUUGUAACUGAUGUGCAGAUUUCCCACGGCUGGAUGCAUGCAGGUUACCCUAUCAUGACACACAGGUGCACAGCAGCUGAGCUGGUCAGCGUUGACCAUGCUAGGACUAAAGGCCUGUGGGGCCCCAUCCAUGAACUGGGACACAACCAGCAGAGGGCCAGCUGGGAGUUCCCCCCAAACACCACAGAGUGUACAUGCAACCUGUGGUCAAUGUAUGUGCAUGAACAGGUGCUGGGGAUGAACGGGGCACAGGCUGAAUGUGCUAUGGAACCAACAAAUAGGAGAUCUCGUACAGAGGAAUACGUUAAGGGAGGCAAGCAGUUCAACAAGUGGGAUACAUUUGUGGCCCUGGAGACUUACAUGCAGCUCCAGGAGAAGUUUGGCUGGGAUGCCUUUAAGAAGGUGUUUGCUGCCUACCACAAGAUGAGUAACUUCCCCAGUGACAACCAAGGAAAGAUGAACCUGUACGCUGAGACCUUCUCCCAGGCUGUGGGGAAGAACCUAGCUGGGUUCUUCAAGGCCUGGGGCUGGCCCAUACAAACAGCCACUGAGGAGAAACUCUCCAAGCUGCCUGUCUGGAGCGAUCACCCCAUGGUCCAGUACAGCUGAACAUCAGACUGCUGCUAUUUAAAGGAAAGGCUUCUCUGUAGCUGCUGCUCAGCUCUGGAAUCGCCUGCCAGAGGCCGAAUGUGUUGAUGUUUUCAGAAGUGCCUCAAGACCUCCUUCAGUUCUGUAGCGUUUGAUUGUAUUUCACCCGAUUUUCCUUUUAAACUGAUUCCUUGGGUUUUGAAAUGUGUUUAAACCUGUGUUCUAUUUUAGUCUUGUUGUAUUUCCACAACCCAACUCUUAUUGUGUGUGUCUUGUGUGGUGUGCAAACUGUAUGUGUUUGUAAAGCAUUUUGGGAUAAAGCCUGUUUAGCCUUUUAAAGUCCUAAAUGCAAUAUACUUGAAAGUAGAUUUUACUGCAGUUGUAUUUAAUGGUAAAUGUCCCACCUUGUUUUGAUGUAGAAAAAAGAGACAGUAGUGACACAGCUGUCUGUGGAGCUUUUGAACUCUUCAACUUCAUUUGUAAAGAACUAUUCACUCUAGUGAACAUGAUCGUGUUAAAGGGAGAUACACAGUUUGGAAUUAAUCAGUUCUCUCGUACAGAUACACCAGUUUGUAUACAUAAGGGUAAAAACCUAAAGGUCAUCAAUGAGACACAAUAUUAAGAGAAUAUUUGAAUUAGUACCUGCGCUGCCUGUGAAUGCUGACUUGGCAUUAUAACCCUUCUACUUUGACAGAAGUGUUGAUGACACUAUUAUGGAUCAGAGCGGUCAUUCCUUCCCCUAAUGUUAACACCACAUUGAACAAUAAGUGAUUUGAGAGGUGGUUACAGGAUGAACAAUACGCUUGAUAGUUGUGUUUCUUAAUAUUUACUGUCACUGGAAUAGAUCACUGUCCUUAUUUCAUCAGCUGCAGUCGUUGUGUAAAAGCUCCUCUCCUGGUGAAGUGAAGAACCUCUGAUAGGUUGCUUCCAGUUCACUCAGGGGGAGCUUCUUCACUUUCUCACUUUCUCUAUGUCUUAUCGGGGUUGUAUCCAUUGUGCCGCCCUGGUUAUCUGUUUUACUUUAACAGCUUUUUUCAAAGCUCCACCGCUCAUCUCAAGUCGUCCAUCACUACCACAGUUCCAGCAGGAAGUUAUUUAAAAGGUACAUGGCUUCUUUACACAUCCAGCACUGGAGCGACGUGAUGUUUCAGUUGUGUUUCUGUCCACCUGACAAAUAUAAAUACAACUCUCACAACCCUG
Molecule: messenger RNA, 4173 nt
Organism: Stegastes partitus (bicolor damselfish)
Lineage: Eukaryota; Metazoa; Chordata; Actinopteri; Pomacentridae
Product: TRPM8 channel-associated factor homolog
Exons: 13
Coding region: 232-2994 (920 amino acids)
Biological process (GO): positive regulation of protein targeting to membrane
Cellular component (GO): plasma membrane
Molecular function (GO): transmembrane transporter binding
Source: RefSeq, a predicted model, not a curated record